AUGAGUGUAAUCUGCCACGCUUGCACCAAUGAUGUCCAAGAGGAACGCAUUACCUGCCGUGGGUUCUGUAGCGCGGUGUUUCACCUAAAAUGCUGUCACCUGCCAAGUGAAAUGUUGGAUGAAAUCGAUCGGAAUAGGCAGCUCUUCUGGAUGUGUAAAUCCUGUGCUGCCAUAAUGUCAGACGUUCGUCACAAGAAAAACGUGAAGGCUGCUUACGAUGCUGGUUUGGAGAAACAACUGAGCGGUCAUACUGAGCUACUGGGGAAACUAAAACUGGAAAUUCUGGAGGAAUUGAAAAACGAAAUUCGAUCCAACUUCACAAAGUUGACCAAUACCACUUCCACCACUCCGGUGUCCUCUAGACGGUCUGGUAAUAGGUCACGCACCAUAGGAAGCCGACGGUUAUUCGAGAAAAAGGACAAUAACUUGCCACCUCUUAUGACUGCUACCGGAGAUUCGCCGUCUCCAAGUCUAGGCCGUCUAACUGUUCCCGUUUCUAAGGAUAAGUUUUGGUUAUACCUAUCUCGGAUUUCCCGUGACGUUUCUGCUGAGCAGAUCACCGAACUUGCCAAGCAUCGUUUGUCAACUGAGGAUGUUGAAGUUAUCCGACUGGUUGCUAAGAGUAAAGAUAUCCAAACCAUGUCGUUUGUCUCCUUCAAAGUAGGCGUCUCUACAAAUUUGAAGGCGAAAGCAUUGUCGUCCUCUACAUGGCCCAAAGGAAUGCUGUUUCGUGAAUUUGUUGACAACCGCAAAGCCGAAAAUUUUUGGAAGCCGCCUGGAUUGCCAAUAAAUACACCGCAGACAACUCCGAAAUCCAGCGAGUCACCUCAUCAAAUGCCUAUGACGGAGUGA
This is a messenger RNA of Ochlerotatus camptorhynchus, 852 nucleotides long. RefSeq lists its product as uncharacterized. NCBI's taxonomy places the organism in Eukaryota, Metazoa, Arthropoda, Insecta, Diptera, Culicidae. The coding region runs from base 1 to 852 and encodes 283 amino acids. The record is from RefSeq and is a predicted model, not a curated record. The transcript has a single exon.